AUGGGCAAGGCUCCCAUAUUUGUCGCCAAAUGGCUCCGUAGGCACAUCUCGGCCGCCAUGAUGACCCAGCUCAGAACGUUUGCACUCCCAAUGAGCCUGGCUGACGAGUUAAUGGCUCUUAUCUGGGCAUACAUGAGUUUCAACCAAGUAUCUGUUGACUUUGAGAGAUUCAACCGAUAUGAAAAUCUGAAGCCUACGUGGAGGCUUUUGGUCAGUCAUAUCUUCGACUGCAACGUCGAUCCAUCGCACCCGUACCCUACCAUGCCGUAUUAUGCCCGCUGCAUCAGCUCGGUCAGCAACAUCCAGCUUUAA
Molecule: messenger RNA, 312 nt
Organism: Penicillium odoratum
Lineage: Eukaryota; Fungi; Ascomycota; Eurotiomycetes; Eurotiales; Aspergillaceae
Exons: 2
Coding region: 1-312 (103 amino acids)
Source: RefSeq, a predicted model, not a curated record